GGGGGGCUCUGAAAUCCAUAUACGCCUCAGUGUUUUUGGGUGUGCGUGGAGUAUACUCCUACUAUCUCCUUUGCAAAUGGGCUCCAUCACCUAGCGCCCCCCCCCCCAAGCCAGGUCACCUGUGGUCUGAAACGGCUAGGAUUUUGCUGAGCUCAGCGUUAAGUCUUAAAGGGUUUACAACUUGCACAAGAACAAAGAAACAUGGCAGCAGUACCGCCAAGCGGCUGCCUUGUGGCAACCCACGACUGCUACCAAAGGCGUCUGUGUUCCACUUCUAGCAACAGCUCCUGUGGAAGUGCUGAAUAUGGGGAAGACAUCCCUCACCAUCCAGGUUUCCCCAAGUCUGACCCUGGGCACAGUAGGGUGCUCCACCAAGUAACCUCACUGCAGCAUCCUGCACCAACUGGAGCUUCCAAACCAACCUCAAAGGGAACUUUGCAUUGA
This is a messenger RNA of Podarcis raffonei (Aeolian wall lizard), 444 nucleotides long. RefSeq names its product pancreatic progenitor cell differentiation and proliferation factor-like. The coding region runs from base 202 to 444 and encodes 80 amino acids. Lineage: Eukaryota; Metazoa; Chordata; Lepidosauria; Squamata; Lacertidae. Gene Ontology annotation, biological process: cell differentiation; multicellular organism development. The record is from RefSeq and is a predicted model, not a curated record. The transcript has a single exon.